AUAAUGCUUUCAGAUCUCCAAACUCUACAGAUCAAAAAAGCUAUGGAAGUGCAGGGUACAGUAACAGAGUUCAAAAGUCCAAGUGAAUUUUACAUACAGAUGAGUUCUCCAGAAGUUUUAGACCGGAUCUGUAAGCUUUCUGUGAAACUGCGAGAGUGUUACUCUGAGGCAGUGACUGGAGAGCAAUACAUGGCUAUCAAAGGGGAAGUCUGCGUUGCAAGGUUUUCUUUGGAUCAGACCUGGAAUAGAGCACUGGUAAAAGAUGUGAAUAUAUUGGAAAAGAAAGCACAAGUAUUCUAUAUAGAUUAUGGAAAUGAAGAAAAUAUUUCACUCUCCUGGAUUAAAGCUCUGCACAAAGAUGUUGAACUCUUGUUUCCUCCAUGUGCCAUUAAGUGUUCCUUUGCUAACUACAAUCCAGAAGAAAAAGGCUGGAAUGAAGGCAUGGCCAGCUUGUCUUCCCGACUCAUGGGAAAGCACUGUUCAGUAACUGUUGUUGACGUAUUACAGGAGGAAGUGAUGUUGAGUUUUGCUGUAGAUGUUGUUCUUCCAGGUGUUGGAGACUGCCUAGGUAAAGUGCCUUUAGAAAUGAGGUCUGAUUUAACUCCAGGAAGUAAUGCUAAAGGAGAAGACUCUCCAAGAGUGUCAGAAAACCAUUCUAAGGCAAGUAAAGAGAAAAUACCUGAAGAUGAAGAAUUUCUUCACUGUGCUAAUUCAGUUGCAGGGUGUGUCUCCGUACGUAUUGGAGAUGCAUUUUCUGGUGUGGUUUCCUUCAUUCAAAAUCCAGGAGAAUUUUUCUGUCAGCAGAUGUGCAGUGCCUGUCAACUUGCUGAGCUUCAAGUGUCUCUUAAUGAACAUUGUGACAAACUUCCUGGUAGCCCAGCUUUCCAUCCUGCUGCUGGAAAUGUGUGCUGUGCCCAGUUCACAGAAGACAAUCUUUGGUAUCGUGCUGCUGUUGUAACAUAUGUUUCUGAGGAUACCACUUUGGUGGGCUAUAUAGAUUAUGGUAAUUUCGAAGUUCUUCCGCUGACUAGACUUCGCCCUAUGAUUCCAAGAUUAACAGACCUACCAGCUCAAGCCAUAAGAUGUACCUUGGCAGGUGUAAAGCCACCAUUAGGAGCCUGGACCUCAAAAGCUGUUUCUUUUAUGAACCAACUGGUGAAAGACAAAGUGUUCACAGUGAAAGUAGUGGAUAAAGAGAGUUAUAGAUCUGUGGUGGAGCUUGUAGAUGCAUCAGUUACUCCAGUAAUAAAUAUAUCAAGCUAUUUAAUAGAGAAGGGCUAUGCAGCUGAGGAAUCGAGGAUGGCCUUACCAGCAACCGGAGUGAGUGAUGUUCAAGCAAAUGAGGACACGAGGAACAAAAGAAUUUGCAAGUGGAGUAAAUUAACCAUUAAACAAACAGUAGAUGUCGUAGUGUGUACGCUAUACAGUCCUGGAGAAUUCUACUGUCAGAUUUCAAAUAACGAUGAGUUAGUUGCUCUAAACUUACUUAACAAAUCAUUGUCUGCAUACUGUCAGAAAACUCCACCAAAUGUUUUUAAGCCUGAGAGUGGAGAACCUUGCUGUGCUUUUUUCUCAGGUGAUGGUAACUGGUACCGUGCUUUGGUACAAAAUAUUACUUCACAUGGAAGUGUUAAAGUAUGCUUUGUGGACUAUGGAAAUGUUGAGGAAGUGCCACUGGAUAAAAUACGGCAGAUCUCAUCCUCAUUCCUAGAACUUCCGUUUCAAGGAAUUAAAUGCUGGCUCUCAGGUAUAAAACCUGGUAAUAACAAAUGGAUUCCAGAAGCUACAGCAAGAUUUCAUAUGUACACUGCAGGGAUAAAGCUUCAAGCUAGAGUAACUUCCUUUUCCAGAGAUGGGGCAGGUGUAGAGCUUAUUGACAAUUCCACAGGUCAUCCAAAAGUGAUCAAUGAGAUAUUAACUUCUGAAAAAUUGGCUGUAAAGGAAGUUGCACAUGAUAAGGAUAACUUUCCAAACGAGUCUGUUGACAAAAAAGAAACCUCACUUGGGCACUGGAAGCCGAUUGAAUUGGCUAUAGAUGAAACUGUACCUGUCUGUGUAACAGAAGUUGUAAGCCCAGACUUGUUCUACGCUGUACCAGUUCAAAUUAAAGGUAAGAAAAAGUGUUCACGGCAGAUGACUGAACUAGAUGGCUACUGCAAAUCUUGUAAGAACCAGCCCUUCGAACCAAAACUGGGUGAAGCCUGUUGUGCCAAGUUUUCAGGUGAUGGCUGUUGGUACAGAGCUCUUGUUCUAAAAGCUUCUCAGUCUGCAGUGACAGUACUGUAUGCAGACUAUGGGCACACAGAAACUUUACCACUUUCAAAGGUGCUGCCAAUCACCGAUUCCUACUUAAAGCUGCCUUUUCAGACAAUUCUGUGUUCACUUGCAGGUGUAGAAAAAGCCGAGUGGUCUCCAUUAUUACUUGACAAGUUGAAAGAAAUGUUGCUGAAUAAGAAUGUCACAAUUACAGUGAAAGGGAUUAAAGGAAAUGUUAAUUUAGUAACAGUGGAGAAACUUUGUGAAAAUGGUAGUCUGAAUGUAGCUGACAAACUGAUAAUGGAAGGUUUGGUCAAAUCCUGCAGUGCUGAAAACUUGCAUAUUGAACAUCACGGUGGUGGAGGUGAGGCCAAAUGCUGCUGCAGAGAAUUAAAAAUGCAAGUAAGAUUCAGUCCAAGCAAUACACACUUGUUUAAGUUUCCAGAAUUUAAAAGAAAUCAUACGCUGGUGAACCUCCUUUUCCCUUCCCCCUCUCUUAAAAAGCAUGAACAGAUACUACACUUCAUUGUAAACAAGUACACAAAUCCGGAUGGAUUCGCUGAAAUCAAAAAACUGUUGGACCACUAA
Messenger RNA from Leptosomus discolor (cuckoo roller), 2844 nucleotides. The record is from RefSeq and is a predicted model, not a curated record. NCBI's taxonomy places the organism in Eukaryota, Metazoa, Chordata, Aves, Leptosomiformes, Leptosomidae.